AACGUCACGACCGCAGAGGACGGGCCAGUCCGGCGCCGUGUCCGCUGAGGGGGCGCCCGGCUGGCUGUCCUAAUGGCGCGCCCGGAGGCGGAGGCGGAGAUCCACCCGCUCAAGGCCCGAGAGGCGCCGGCCUCGCCGGGCAGCGGGGCUCGGGACGCCGAGAAGGAGGCUGGCGGCGGCGCGCAGCCCGGCCGUCUCUCUCAGUGGCGCACCGCGGCCUUCUUCCUCUCGCUCUACCUCUGCCUCGGCGUGGCCUUCGCCUUCUCCUUCGUCAUCCCCUGCCCGGUCAGGCCCGCCUCGCGGACGGCCUGGAGCAGGGCCUACGACGACGCUGUGGCCUACGCCUUCCUGGGCGCGGGGGACGCCGACGGGGACCGAGUGCAAGACCUGUUCGUGGCCUUCCAGGCCGGCCCCGGCAGCCGGAACGCCAGCGGCGCCGACCAUGGCUCUUGCUCCGGAGGAGGCUUCGCCACCCCCUGCGCCUUCCUGGCGGCGCAUUCGGGCACCAAUGGCAGCACUCUGUGGGAAAGACCGGUGGCCCAGGAGCUGCUCCUGAUGGACUGCUCGGUGGAGCACGGCGGCUCUCCGGCCUGCCUUAUCAUCGGGAAUCCGGCUUCCAUCGCCCUCCUCGACCUGGAAACAGGCCAGACUCGGUGGAAUGAGGCAGUCAAUUUUGGUGCUAACGCUACAGUCUUGAGUCCCUUACUGAAGAUUCCUGAUAUUGACAAAGACGGUGUGCCUGAUUUCUUGGUCUUUGCUGCCACAGGAGAGGAGCUCCAAUUUUCUCUGCAGAUUAAGAGCUUCUUCUAUUCAGGCACAUUUGGCACACAAAUGAAAUUCAGUGGAAGCCUGCAUUUGCCAGGACUGAUUGGGCACCUCUUGCACGUCACCAAGAGCGGAGCCCACUACAUCCUGUUCUACACAGCAAAGGCUCUUUUUGCCUACUCGCUGAAGGAGCUCUAUCACAUGGCUGUGGGCCCAGCAAGCCCAGCCCUUGCCACCCUGAAGGAAGAUGCGAAUUGGGAGAUGGCGAUUCUUCACAAGGCUCGACAGGUGCCCCUAGCCAGCUCUGGAGAUAUUCAGUACGUGACAAAGAUGACAGAGAAAUCAGGGAGCCAUAUUUUGGUUGCAAGAUCAGCUAUGUUGGAGCUGGUGAAUGGACAGCAGCUGAAUUCAUUGUGGGUUGUUGAUGUGCCACACAUCCUGAGGGAGCCCGUUCUGGGAGCCUUUGGUCCCGAUGAGAUUGCUGUGGCCAUUGAAAGCAGAGUCUCGCAUGACACAAAAAAGGUUACAAUUAUGGAGGGCAGUUCUGGCAUCAUCAAGUGGGAAGUAGAGCUGCUUUCAGAAAUGCAGAGUCCCAAGCCAGCCACUCUUACAACUGUUGAUCGCAGAUCCAUCUUCCUCUUUUGGGGCCUGUACCAGGAUGAAAGAAAUGAAACUGGAUCUUGGCAUGGAAGUCGGCAGCAGCGGCUGUACCUUUUCCAUCCCUCCCUGCCCACUGUUCUCUUGGAGCUGAGCAACAGCACUGAGCCCAUAGUGGCCUUUGAAGGGUUGCUUUUUGAGCGAAGCCGCCAUGCCUGUUACGUGCUGCUGGCAGGCCCCCAGGUUGGCAGCUCCCCUGGGAGAGUGGUCCUCUCAAAACGGAAGCUGAAGGAAGAUAUUUUCAGCAGCCAUGUGAUCUGGCUCAACCAGAUGCCCCAAGAUACUGACCAGAAUGUCCGGGACUAUUUCCACCGAAUGAGAUUCCGUACCUUUGGGUGAGGAGUAUAAUCCCAAAGGCUUUCAGACCUGAAGCUAGCCAGGGAGAAGGUAAACCGCACUCAGCUCCUGGAACAGUUUGGCUAGUCCCCCACUAGGACUUGGAUCCCGUUCCCUGGAUUGUGCAUAGAGGCACUAGAUUAAACAGGGUGGGGGGAGAGACAUUGUGCCUCCUCUCUGACCACCAGAGGCAUCCAUGUCCCAGAGGAGAAAGAUCCUGGAGAUGGUGCAACUGAGGUGGGGCGGUUCUAACAUGUUACGUGCCUAGCCAUCUGGCUCCUCUUAGUCAUCCUUCCCCUGGAACAGUGAACUCUGUGCAGCUUGGAUGUAUAACUGCAUCAGCCCUGGAAGUGCUUUGAGGGCCCUCUCAGAGUCAUAGCUGGCUUGGAUCCUAUGACCUCCCAAAAGAAUCUGCAGAGCAGCUCCAUCGGCCUUGGCUACCUCUGCUCCCAAAGUAAUGCACCUGAUCCCCAGCUCACAUGCACCAAGCCAUGCAGGUUGGCAUUGCCAGGUACUGGGGCAUCCAAUUCUUCUGCCUCCUUGUUUUCUUGCUGUGGCCAAGCCUCAGGUGUGGCUUUUUCUUUUUCUAUCACAGUUCAAAGAUGGACAUGCUUUGUAGAGCUGUAGUUCAUUUAUAUGGCCUGCCCUUGAUAAUUUCAAUUUCAAUAAAUUCAACUUUGGCCACAA
Molecule: messenger RNA, 2445 nt
Organism: Pantherophis guttatus
Lineage: Eukaryota; Metazoa; Chordata; Lepidosauria; Squamata; Colubridae
Source: RefSeq, a predicted model, not a curated record